AUGAUAGGAAGCCCCUUCUCGACUUAUACUUCCAAAGAUGGGAAGUCAGUCAAAGCCAUACAUCCACCCGAGAUGGUGAUUAAACAAAAGGAUGUAAUUGCAGCUCCCUACAAAGAAACCACUGUCCUUGAAGAUAGUGCCAAUAAUUUUCGCACAGCUAGUAAAGAAGAUGUAGGUACUGUCAUUCAUCAGAAUAACUACACCAACCUAUUUCUGCAGUCUUUAGGAAAGCAAGUUACUGGGAUUGAAACAUCUGUUUCAAUGGGGGAACAGAAAUCCGAACCAGGACCCUCAGAAACCAAAAGAAAUAGAGAAGUGAGUUAA
This is a messenger RNA of Prunus armeniaca (apricot), 324 nucleotides long. Lineage: Eukaryota; Viridiplantae; Streptophyta; Magnoliopsida; Rosales; Rosaceae. The record is from the annotation of a GenBank genome assembly.